AUGGAGGUCCUGCCUUCCAGACACACUGGGGUGGAAGUUCUGCCCCUGCAUCUUUGCCGCACAGGGGUUGGCCACCCAAGGCUUCAGGAGGCCUCUCACAUGGCUUUGCUGCGCUCAGCCCACACUGCAGUUGUAUAUCUAACCACCUUAUGGGUGAGCUCUGGCUGCCUCUGUUUGGGCUACUACUGUCCCCCCAUCUGCUGCUCCCAUGCCCCACCAGGAUGGCGCUUCACUUCCUCUGAAAUUGUGAUCCCCAGGAAGGUGUCCCACAGGGGGUCUGGAGCUGAUACAGGUCAGCUCUCCUACAAGAUUCACUGUGGGGGCCAAAGAUAUGUGAUUCACAUGAAAGUCAAAAAGAGCUUGCUGCCCAGACAUUUUCCUGUUAUCACCAAUAAUGGUCAAGGUGCCAUGCAGGAGGAUUACCCCUUUGUCCCACGAGACUGUUACUACUACAGCUACCUGGAAGGGGUUCCCGGGUCCGUGGGCACAGUGGAUACCUGCUCUGGCAGUUUGCAUGGCAUGCUGCAGAUGGAUGACUUCACUUAUGAAAUAAAGCCACUGAAGGCUUCUUCCAAAUUUGAGCAUGUGGUAUCUCUGCUCAUUUCUGAAGAAAGAUCAGCAGAGCUAGGAAAGUGUGAGAUUGAAGAGGAAGGUACAAAUGAAGCAUAUGCAGAGGAAAUACUUGCUGAAACUCCUAGAGCAGGUCCUGUGUAUUUGUGGUGGCCACAUAAGAAAUACCUUAAAAUACACUGUACUGUUGCUAACUCACUAGUUGUUCAUAAUACUAAUCACACAAGUAUAAUAGAGAAUAUAGUGAUUUUAAACAACAUUAUGCACACCAUUUACAAACAAUGUCAUCUGGAUAUCAACAUAUGUGUUGUGUGCAUAUGGGAUGCUAUGGAUCCAUUUAAUAUCUAUUUAUAUGCUGAUGUGCAAAAAACUUUAACCGAUUUUGGUUUGUGGAAAUAUUAUGGAUUUUGGGAGCAAUCCCAUGACACUUCAUUGCUUCUUACAGGACAUAAAAUCGGUGGGGUCUCAUAUUGCGCCCACCAAAAUGGAGUAUGCAACGCCAACUGGGGAGCAUCAUAUGUUUUUGUAGGAAAUUACCACAUAUUUUUAGCUGCCAUGGUUUCAGUGCAUACAUUAGGUCAUGGCCUGGGUGUUUCUCAUGAUUACUCUGGUUAUGUUUGUUUUCGAAGAAGAAAUUGUGUCAUGGUGCCUACACCUGGUCUUCUAGAUACAUUCAGCAAUUGUUCUUAUAACAGACUACAUAUAAAGCUUACUCAUUGGGAUCCUUGUUUGAGUGCUCCAAAUGUACCAUAUGAUAAUUUUCCUUAUGUAGCUCCUCGUUGUGGUGACAAGAUCAUAAACCAGAAGGAAGAAAGUGACUGUGGCUCCUUAAAAGAGUGUGCUGACAAUAAGUGUUGUGAGAACAACUGUUCCCUCUCCCUUGGCAGUGAGUGCAGCCAAGGAGAUUGCUGUGAUAACUGCAAAUACGCUCAACCUGGAAAGAUUUGCAGAAACAUGCAUGGUAUUUGUGAUCUACCAGAAUACUGUGUCGGGAAUGCAGAAGACUGUCCAAAUGACUUUUAUAUCCAGGAUGGAACCCCAUGUUCAGCAUUAGCCGUUUGUGUGAGAGGAAACUGUAGUGACUGUGACAUGCAGUGUCAGUCUCCUUUUGGCUACCAAAUAAAAGACAGUUCACCAGCAUGCUAUCAAAAACUGAAUGUGAUUGGUGACCGAUGUGGAAACUGUGGGGUGAGGCUGACCCGAGGAGGAGGAACACCUGUUAAAUGUGAAGAAGAUGAUGUUUUCUGUGGACUGCUGCACUGUAGCAAUGUCCACCAAAUUUCUGGUGGAGGUGAUCACACUACAUUUCACCAUGUAAUAGUACAAGAUGUUAAACAGGAAAGAUGCUUUGGAUAUGAUGCACACCAUGGGACCAAUCUUCCAGAAAUAGGUCUUGUAGUGGAGGGUGCAACAUGCAGCUCGGGAAGAUACUGUUUAAAACAGAAUUGUACUUAUUAUCAGGACAUGAAAUUUGACUGUGAUGUCCAGACCUGCAGUUUCAGGGGCGUGUGCAACAAUAACAAACACUGUCACUGUCAGUGAGGCUGGAGGCCACCAGACUGUAAAGAGAAAGGAUCAGGCGGUAGUUUAGACAGUGGCCCUCCACCAGACACAGAGCCACGUCUUCAUGCCAAUGUACUUGUAACUGUAAACAAGACCCUAGUUCUAUUAAUUGUUCAUUUAAUUCUUCUUCUGAUUUCAAUUGUUAUUGCUAGUCAAGAACCUUCUCCUGGAUCGAGGUCUCAUUUAGCUGGCAGGAGAUCUUCCUGUAUUGGAUUGCCUGAAAACAGUAUUACUUCUGUUCGCUUUGAGGAGUGGGCGAGACGAGACAACGCAACGACGGCUGGAACCACGACUCCCAGAAUCCCUGGCGCUCCUAACGCUCCCGGCUUCCUCUUCCGGUCCGGCAGCAGCGGAAACCGAAAGGGCGGUGUGGCCGCCGCUAGAGGUUGGUUCACCUUCACCUGUGCGAGUCCCUAG
Molecule: messenger RNA, 2550 nt
Organism: Manis javanica (Malayan pangolin)
Lineage: Eukaryota; Metazoa; Chordata; Mammalia; Pholidota; Manidae
Source: RefSeq, a predicted model, not a curated record